Messenger RNA from Drosophila grimshawi, 515 nucleotides. It is a transcript of the gene Ssb-c31a, whose product is annotated as RNA polymerase II transcriptional coactivator. The record is from RefSeq and is a predicted model, not a curated record. Gene Ontology annotation, biological process: positive regulation of transcription initiation by RNA polymerase II. The transcript is spliced from 2 exons. Gene Ontology annotation, molecular function: DNA binding; transcription coactivator activity. Gene Ontology annotation, cellular component: nucleus; transcription regulator complex. Lineage: Eukaryota; Metazoa; Arthropoda; Insecta; Diptera; Drosophilidae. Bases 32 to 391 code for a protein of 119 amino acids.
UGGGAAAAGACUUUCGACUCCAUAAAUAAAAAUGCCAAAAAUAAGGAAACAAAAAAGCUCCUCAUCUGACAGCGACAGCGGUCCAGAAGAUCGCAAUCCGCCGCCGGCAAGUAAGAAGGCAAAGGAGGAUAGCACCUCGAACAAAGCCAAUAAGAAUGAAUCGGCUGUCAAGCGUGGAGAUGGUGGUGAUGGCACUUCCUCAUGGACACUGGAGGGUAUGCGCCAGGUGCGCAUCAACGAGUUUCGUGGUCGCAAAAUGGUCGACAUACGCGAACACUACGAAAAGGACGGCAAAGUGUUGCCGGGCAAAAAGGGUAUUUCGCUGUCGGCUUCGCAGUGGCGAAAACUGCUCGCCUGUGCCGAUGAUGUUACUCGCGCCCUUGAAGAAUGAGCCCCAAAAACAGAAAUAAAAGAGUUGGCCCAAGUCAUAGAUAGUACUUAGCAUUUUAUAUUAAAUCGAAAUACAUACAUUACAUUCUUAUCUACAUACAAAUACACAUUCAUCAUGCUAAAGA